Dreissena polymorpha is the source of this 1650-nucleotide messenger RNA. RefSeq lists its product as uncharacterized. Gene Ontology annotation, biological process: protein phosphorylation. Gene Ontology annotation, molecular function: protein kinase activity; ATP binding. Bases 1 to 1650 code for a protein of 549 amino acids. Lineage: Eukaryota; Metazoa; Mollusca; Bivalvia; Myida; Dreissenidae. The transcript has 6 exons. The record is from RefSeq and is a predicted model, not a curated record.
AUGAAUGUGGACCUUAAGACGGUGGCAGGAAAACGUUGUACGCAGAUGGUGUUGCUUCUAGAAACACACUUGAAGCAACCAAGUGUUCAAAGUGAUAUCAAGAGUCGAUUUUAUGCCAAUAAGGACAUGCCCCUUUCAUAUGAUAACAUCGACAAAAUCAGAGCCGAGGUGAAGAGGUAUAUCCAGGGUCUGAUAUUAGAAGAAAUACAGAAAUGGGAACAAGACUCUAAACACUACCAACGCACUGUAACAAUGAUAAACGAGGAAUUUGAAAAGAAAUUUCAGUCUCUGCGAGAAGAGUUUGAAGACGUUGAACGACUUGUGCAUAUUGAGAACGAACCCGACAAUGAUUUCACAGGGACUGAUGAAACCUUCGAUACCUCUUUUUUUACAACUGGUGAAAAGGCAAUAAUGGCGGUUACAGCACCUAUAUGGAUACCACUUGGCAUAGUUGCCGCCUUGAUUGCCAUCCCGGUUGCUAUCGGAGCAUUUGUAAAUGAUGAAAGGAAAUUGAAAGAAUUUCGGAAAGACAGAUCACCGUUUAUGGACAAGUGGUUGAAGGAAUCUUUGAAAGAAUUCUUGAGAUGGAAAUCAAUUGACAAAACUGUGCUUGCAAAUUACGUUUUCAUCUUAACGAAACGGAUAGAUCAAAUGAGUGCCCGUAUUGUUUCAGAAUCAGUGCAAGCAGACAGGGUGCAUUUGGAAUCCAUUUUGAAGGACACGCGUGAAUCAAGCGAGAUUGUUGAGGUUUUUACGGAUAUAAAGACCAUCGUUCAAGACCAUAUUGCGUCAUUGAGAUUGUUUGAGCUACAAUGUCUUGCCAGUGAUAAAGUUAACUGUGUUGACAUAACUCGUGUUAAAGAAAUCGGUACCGGACAUUUCUCAGAAGUUUAUGCAGCUAAAUAUUUGCAGGAGGACGUAGCACUAAAAGUUAUUAAAACAUCAUUCACUACGAUGUUUACCCAUUUGGUCGAGUUAGAAAUAUUCAGGAGGCUAAAUCACGAGCACAUUGUGAGAUUCAAGGGAGUAUGUUACACUGACAUGUUGCCAGCUGUGGUUGGAGGUGGAAAGCGGGAGAAGCUGAGCAACUUUCGGUUGAUGUUCCUGUUCGAACAAUGUGACACCAACUUGGAAGAUUAUGUAUUUAAUAAUCCCAAACUCCAGUGUGGAAAUAUACCACCAAAAUCCAGAGGUCAAGCAUCCGAGUUCUUUGGCCGAACAGGACAGGCUGUUUGCUCUGCGAUGUUGUUCAUUCAUGGGAAAGGCUAUGCGCAUAGAAAAAUGCAGAUGAAAGGCGUUUUGUUACAAAACGGAACAGUGAAGCUUUGUGCACCGACCUGUAAGCCGGACACGAACAUAAAUGAUGGGUCUAGGAUUUUGGCUCCAGAAGUUGUGGUACAAGGAAACAUUGGUAAACACACGGAUAUAUUCGAUUUGGGAAUACUGCUGUGGGAACUUUGGUAUGGAAGACGGGCAGCGAUAGAUUUGAAAAAGAUUCGAUCCAUAACCUGCAGACAGCAUCCUGACUGCGAUGCCAAGCACGCAAUGCCCGAUGGUCUGGCACGUGUUGUAGAGAGCUGUUGGGCGCUAAACCCAGAGGAGAGACCUGGUGCCGGUCUGCUGUUGCAAGAAAUGUAUUCGAAUACGUAA